UUAACAUUCGCACCUAUGGACUUAAUUGUUAUCAGAUAAGGCAACCAAAACAACUAUAGCAUGAAAACGGAUUAUGCGUAAAAUCGAUAGAUAGGCUAAAGUACAGAGAAAACCCACUAGGACGCACCUUCCUACGUUUAUUACUGUCCUACAAUAAAAUCGUUUUAAGAGGCGACUCUAUUGGAGUAGUUGCAUAUCAUUGGUACCUUUGCAAGGUAAGGAAACAGGUUGUGACAAGCAACAUUUCAGAGAGGGUAGAGAAAGGGAUAACGCGAGCAGAAAGUUAUAUAGCCUGACCAGUCAUCAUCAUGCCGAGGUAUAACUUUUUGCUGUGUUUGAUGGUUUAUAUUUGUCUGGGACUGUCCGGGAGUGACGAGCCUAACGUUUUUUUGCCACCAACGAGCGAGAUUCCCACGGACGACGGGCUUUCGCUCCUCGAUGAAGAAGUGGGCGCUCAUGGAUGUUCCGCAUGCGUUUGGCGAGAGCAAAGUAAAGUCCUGAGGCUGGAGACCAUCAAAUCUCAGAUCCUGAGCAAGCUGCGGCUCAAGCAGGCUCCUAACAUUAGUAGGGAGGUAGUGAACCAGCUGCUCCCCAAGGCACCCCCACUCCAGCAGCUUCUGGACCAUCACGAUUUCCAGGGAGACGCGUCCUCCCAGGAUGAGUUUAUGGAGGAGGACGAAUAUCACGCCACUACGGAGUCCGUCAUCACUAUGGCCUCGGAGCCGGAGCCCUUGGUGCAGGUGGAUGGCAAGCCCAGCUGCUGCUUCUUCAAGUUCAGCCCCAAGCUCAUGUUCACCAAGGUUCUGAAGGCUCAGCUGUGGGUGUACCUACGGCCACUGCAGCAGACCUCCACCAUCUACCUGCAGAUCCUCAGGCUGAAGCCCGUCACGGAGCAGGGCAGCCGCCACAUCCGGAUCCGCUCGUUGAAGAUCGAGCUCAACUCCCGCGUGGGCCACUGGCAGAGCAUCGACUUCAAAAACGUGCUGCAGAACUGGUUCAAGCAGCCGCACACCAACUGGGGGAUCGACAUCAACGCCUUCGAUGAGAGCGGCAACGACCUGGCAGUGACCUCGCUAAGACCGGGGGAGGAAGGGCUGCAGCCGUUCCUGGAGGUUAAGGUUCUCGAGACGACCAAACGUUCCCGACGUAACCUGGGACUGGACUGUGACGAGCAUUCCACCGAAUCCCGCUGCUGCCGCUAUCCGCUGACAGUGGACUUUGAGGCUUUCGGCUGGGACUGGAUCAUCGCUCCCAAGCGCUAUAAGGCCAACUACUGUUCAGGCCAGUGCGAAUACAUGUUCAUGCAGAAGUAUCCACACACCCACCUGGUACAACACGCCAACCCCAGAGGCUCAGCAGGGCCCUGCUGCACCCCCACCAAGAUGUCGCCCAUCAACAUGCUCUACUUCAACGACAAGCAGCAGAUUAUCCACGGCAAGAUCCCUGGCAUGGUGGUGGACAGGUGUGGCUGCUCUUAGGCCCAACGGAAGUCAUGCAUACUCAUGCACGCCCAACUCCACAUAAUUUCCACCCAAAACCCUAACUAAGCUCUCCUCUGGCACCAGACUUUAUCCCCCUUCUCUCUCCGCCACAAAACAUCCCACUGGACCUCCAUUCUCUUAGUUAUUCAUUUUAGUCAAACAUGUAAAAAUGAAAUAUGAAAUGAAGAUAGGACUGAGGCUGAGUGGUAGAAAUAUAUAUUGAAUAUUAUAAAGGGUGUGUGUCUGUGGAGCAGCUUGAGAAACGUAUGGUAAAUAAGACAAAACUAUGUUUUAGGUGUUUGUUCGUUUUGUGGUUGGUUUUCUUCAAAUAGUUUUUUGAAAGAAAAUGUCUAUCAGGUUUUUGAAAAGAUGGUGUCUUUGUUGAGAUGUCCUGGAUAGUGGAUCCAGGCAGAUGGAGGGAGACAUUCCUAAACAGUUACAGUAUAUUAUAAUUUUUCCACAUCAUUACUUCCAAGCAAAUUCAGUUCUGAGGUGAGGGGCCAAACUGUUUUAUCUGUUCAAAACGCUUUAUUCACAUAUUAUACUCCUAUCAAUGGGAUUUGAUUCACAACCAAGACAUUCAUAGACAGUGCCAAUAGAUGGGGACUUCGUCUACUAAUUAUCAGUGCUAUUGUGCAAUGCUUCACUUUUAGCAUCAUUACGUCAUUACAAAACAAAUCUCCCUUACUUGUCUACUUUUAGACUAAAAGUUUAUGAAAUGAAUCCAAAAUGUUGUUUAUGAAAAUAAUCAUGUUCUAGAGGUGUAAAGUGUUGAGAUCCAAAGCCAAACUCUGUGCCCUCUGAACCCUUUCACAGUUACUUUGAGAGAAAUAAGAAAAUAAAGAAAGGAGUUAUUUCACUACCUUUAAAGGGGCAGUGCAGUCAAAAACGUGA
Messenger RNA from Coregonus clupeaformis (lake whitefish), 2375 nucleotides. RefSeq names its product growth/differentiation factor 11-like. Bases 309 to 1478 code for a protein of 389 amino acids. Gene Ontology annotation, molecular function: cytokine activity; growth factor activity. Gene Ontology annotation, cellular component: extracellular region. NCBI's taxonomy places the organism in Eukaryota, Metazoa, Chordata, Actinopteri, Salmoniformes, Salmonidae. Gene Ontology annotation, biological process: SMAD protein signal transduction. The transcript is spliced from 3 exons. The record is from RefSeq and is a predicted model, not a curated record.